UGGUUCAAGACCGAGGCAUUUUUUGAGGGCUACCCUCACACUCAAUUACCCCAUGUCAUGCUCUGGUACUACUACGUCCAGCUAGCAUUCUGGCUCCAGCAGAUCUUUGUCCUCCACAUCGAGGUCCCGCGAAAGGACUUUUGGGCAUUAAUGGCUCACCACACGGUCACUCUACUUCUGAUCAGCGGCAGUGCGUUAUCCAACUUCUGGAGGGCUGGUAACGCGGUCUUUGUAGUCAUGGACCUUGCGGAUAUCAUCCUUGCUUUCUCAAAGUCCAUCAAGUAUCUGGGAGUGUCCAGCAGGAUCUGCGACGGCUUCUUUGCAUGCUUCAUGAUCUCGUGGCUGUAUACCCGACAUUACCUCUAUGGAUAUAUUUUACACUCAUUCAUUUUCACGGCGUAUGAGAUGAUUCCAUUCGAGCUUGAUAUUGCGCAGGGAAAGUGGUACUGCAGGGAGUUGGCCUGGCUGCCGGUCCUUGGCCUGAGUCUACUACAGAUCCUCAUGGUGUACUGGUUCGCGUUGAUCCUACGGAUAUUGUUCAGGAUUCUCAAGGGCCACAAUGCUGAGGACGACCGCAGCGACGAGGAGCCGUAUGUGCACCGAUUGUCUCAAGUGUGCACACAUGUUUCAGAAAAUAAGGGCCCCUGCUAA
Molecule: messenger RNA, 651 nt
Organism: Gamsiella multidivaricata
Lineage: Eukaryota; Fungi; Mortierellomycota; Mortierellomycetes; Mortierellales; Mortierellaceae
Product: TRAM/LAG1/CLN8 homology domain-containing protein
Exons: 2
Biological process (GO): ceramide biosynthetic process
Cellular component (GO): membrane
Molecular function (GO): sphingosine N-acyltransferase activity
Source: RefSeq, a predicted model, not a curated record